Messenger RNA from Penicillium salamii, 1464 nucleotides. The record is from the annotation of a GenBank genome assembly. NCBI's taxonomy places the organism in Eukaryota, Fungi, Ascomycota, Eurotiomycetes, Eurotiales, Aspergillaceae.
AUGAAGUGGCUCUUUUUGAUCUGCAACCUAUCUGUGGCCUUGGCCAGCCAAAACAAGCCCCGAGUCACACCGGAUAAACUAUCCUCCCUCAUUCGACUCGAAGACCUCCUGAAGGGCACUCAACAGCUCGAGGAUUUCGCCUACGCGUAUCCAGAGCGUAACCGUGUCUUUGGCGGUGCAGCCCAUAAUGAAACGGUUGACUUCCUCUACCGUGAGCUGAAGAAGACAGGGUAUUACAAUGUCUACAAGCAGCCGCAGGUACACACAUGGACUAGUGCCGAGGCUUCUCUCAAGUUCGAUGGCAAGUCCAUCACGGUGACUUCCAUGACGUACAGCCCUAGCGUCGAUAUCAUCGCCGACCUAGUGCUGGUAUCGAAUGUCGGGUGCGCUGCAUCGGACUACCCGAGCGAAGUGGCUGGUAAAAUUGCCUUCGUGAAGCGUGGAGAGUGCACUUUUGCAGAGAAGUCGCUGCUUGCUGGUGCGGCUAAGGCAUCUGCCGUGCUUGUUUAUAAUAACGCUGCUGGAUCUCUCAGUGGAACGCUGGGAGGCGUUUCCAGCGACUAUGCUCCCAUUGGGGGAAUUUCGCAAGCGGACGGCCAGACUCUGCUCGAUGCGGUAGCGAAGGGUGCUGCAAGUGUCUCGCUUGAAAUCGACAGCAAAGUCGAGAACCGCACUACGUUCAACGUCAUUGCGGAGACAAAAGGUGGUGAUCACAAGAAUGUCGUCUCACUGGGAGGACACACCGACUCUGUCGAAGCUGGCCCCGGAAUCAACGAUGAUGGAUCUGGAAUUAUCAGCAAUCUCGUGGUAGCCAAAGCCUUAACACGUUUCACUGUGAAGAAUGCAGUCAGGUUCUGCUUCUGGACGGGUGAGGAAUUCGGUCUGCUUGGCAGUGAAUACUAUACCUCACACCUCAGCGCCGAGGAGCUAGCGAAAAUCAAGCUCUACCUCAACUUCGACAUGAUUGCCUCGCCGAACUAUGCGAUCAUGAUCUACGACGGUGAUGGAAACGCUUUCAACCAGACUGGACCAGCUGGAUCUGCUGAGAUCGAGGCCUUGUUCGAAAACUACUUCAAGUCUAAGAAACUGCCGUACAUCCCAACUGCAUUCGACGGCCGAUCCGACUACGAUGGCUUCAUCUCUCGGGGUAUCCCCGCAGGUGGUGUUUUCACCGGUGCUGAAGGUCUGAAGACCGAGGCAGAGGCGAAAUUGUUCGGAGGCCAAGCGAAUGUCUCUUACGAUGCCAACUAUCAUGCCGCUGGAGAUAACACUACCAACCUCAACCAUGAGGCCUUCCUGCUCAACUCCAAGGCUACUGCCUUCGCUGUUGCGACCUACGCAAAUAGCCUUAAGUCGAUUCCAAAGCGGAACGCAACUCUGGCGGGACCAUUGAAGAAGAGGGCUCCCAAGUCACACGCUCACACCGAGAACACUGGGUGCUUCCAUUCCUUGGUGGAGAUUUAG